GUUUUGUACGCGUGUAUGUGUGUAUCCCUUACCUCUACCUACUACAUGCAGAGCAAACACCUUACCGCACCUCCCACGCGUGCACUUUUCCCCACCACCUGUUGCACAAUGAAAUUUGAAUUGUCCGUUGGUGACGGUUAAUCGAAACGUAUGUACAGUGUCUCCAGCAAAGUUUGUCGUCGAUCUAAUGGACCGAAUUCCUGUACUAGCUUGCACUUGAGCACCAACUUUCCCGAGAGAUGAGUGAUUCUGGAGAUGCUGUUAAAUAUAAAUGGACCCCGGACAGUACCUCGUUGUUGGUGUCAGUGUGGUCUGAUAGACAAGUUCAAAAACAGCUCGAGUACACGUCGAAACCACAGUUAAUAUGGGAUAGUGUCGCUCGAUAUAUGAAGAAAAAAGGGUACAACGUAUCUGGGAAACAAUGUCGAUCGCGGAUGAAACAGGUUUUGGUGUGCUAUCGUGAAGCCAAACGGGCUGGCACACGAGCAGGUGUAGAGCAAUAUUAUGAAUCGAUUGAUAGAGUUCUGAAAAAUAAGCGUCUUGAAGAAGUUAAUACUAAUGGUAUAGACACUGUAGAUGCUGCAAUACAUGUUAAGUCUCCUCCGAAAGAAGUAAAGACAAAUAAAAAUUUACAAAUGAGACACAAGUUUCAGGAGCCUGUGCAGUCAAUGCAUCAUUCAGAAGCAUUGUCUCCUACGUGGGGUUUUAGACGUGAAAAUGAAUAUCCAGAUUCCCCUGAAUCGAAUGAAACUGUAAUAGCUAGACCUUAUAAUAGAGUAUUCUCUCCCACUAGAGAUGUGGCUAUUAACACAGGUGAACAAUUGGUACAAUUAGCUGGUAAAUCAGUCCAGUACAAUUCUAUUCCAAUGGAGGAACCAUUGCGUGCUAAUUAUAAGCAAAAUUUAUUACCUUAUCGUUAUGGAGAAAUACCUUAUCAAAAUGCAGUACAGAAUGUGCAAAAUCAAAUAAUUCAAGAGAACAUGCAACAACACCAAACUUUACAACAAAAUUGUAUGAGCCAUCAGCAAAAUAUGUUGGUGAAUAAUCUAGGAUUUCAACAAAAUCAGCACAAUUUAAAUCAGAAUUUAAUAAUGCAGCCUGUCGAUGUCCCAAUGAAAAUUAGUCCAACAAUUGUACAAAAUGUUAAUUUGGAACAGUUACUCCAGCAACAAAAUCAUUUGCAACAAGUAGCUCAGGCGAAUAAUCGUGCAAUGCCACAAGAGCCAAGAAAAAUUGUAUUUGGACAAAAUUUAGCAGCUACAUACAAACAGCAAUAUGGUAAUAUGUUGUCUCAUAUGCCUGCUGUAGUAGAUAAUAAAGGAGUCGGAUGUCUAUCUCCAGAUUAUUCUCCAGAUGUUUCCCAGAACUUGAACGACGCUUUUUGUCAAACAAAAAAUGAUGAUAAAUCGCAUAACUUGAAUGAAACUUAUAAUCAAGCUGUACAAGCAGGAACUCAAGAUGCUUCUAUAUUAACAAAUAAUGCAACUUGCAACGAUGAAAGUCUUAUACUAGAAUUUUUGAUGGAUUCUUUAAGUCAAGCAGGAAGUGACCAUAAAUCAAAAGAUACUGCCGUUAAUACAGACAAUAUUCCCAACGUGCCAAUUAGAAAGAAGAAAGCCCAGAAGUUGGAACAACUUGUUUUAGGUGCCAUUAGUUCUCAAAAUGAAGUCGUUAAUAGGAUUCUUGCUGCGCAAAACGAUAUGUUAACAAAAUUCUUAGAUUUAGAUAGAGAUCGUCAAAAUAGACUUGAAAAUCGAUUGGACGACUUAUUGAAAGUCGUACACAAUAAUGUACUCACGAAACAGUCUUCGGAAACAGAUGUUGGAGUAUCUCCACCGUCACCAGAACCUACCAUAACUUGUCUAGUGCCUCCACCAAUGCCCGGAGCUGCACCUCCUAAACUGGAUUUAGUUCCUCCAAAACCUUGCCGGGUCCCUUGUACAGUACCAAAUUCUAAUGUUGAAUUAAUUAAUCAAAAUCCUGUGAUGACGAGACCGGGCAUUGUUUCACCUAUAACUAGUCCAGUGAAAAAGCCUGGUACCAUAUGGUCGAAACUGGGACCAGUAUCACAGUCACCUUUCGUGAAGGCUCAACAACGUUUGGGUUUCCAAGCUGUUUCAGCAACAGACACUCGAACUCAAUCUUCUGCGGAGAGACGCAUAGCAAGAGAAAUGGAUCAAAUUAACAUGAACACAGAAACAUUGAAGUACGAAACCACGAAAUUCUUAGAAAUGGAGAGACAACUGGAAGAGAAAGUUGAAAAUGCCCGUCUCGAGACAGCUAUAGGUCGAACUCUGCAUGCUCGAAGAAGGUUGUUCACCCAACGAGAACCUAAUGCAGCAAUGAUAUUGACUGCAGCGUUCUUGGAAAACGAAUGUCGCAUUUCUGAACAACUUAUGGACUCUUACGAACGGCAACGAAAUUUAAAAAAUGCCGAUGAUGAAUUAUUGACUGGUCAAGGAGAAAGCUAUGAUCAUCUACGACGGCUGAGUAUGCAGCCUGCAUGUGUAGCUGGUGAACCUUGUGAUACGUCCACACCAGCAAAAUUCGGAGCUGUAUCUGGUAAUAGCGAGAGAGCAGCUGUAGCAGUACCGAAACAAACAAUUCAACAGUUAGCUCAGCUUGUAAUGAAUACUGGAAGAUGGAAGGAUCUGGCCGCACAGAAUCGUGUGCCAUCAGUACAAAUGAAUGCAGAGAGACAACAAAGUAGUCGUCCGCCAAUACAAAUGAAUGCAGAAAGACUACAAAGUAAUCGUCCAUUAGUUCAAACAAAUAUAGGACAGGAAAAUGGUUUUCCACUAGUUCAAGCGAAUGUAGAAAGGCAAAAUGGUUUUCCACUAGUUCAAGCGAACGUAGAAAGACAAAAUGGUUUCCCGGUAGUUCAAGCGAACGUAGAAAGACAAAAUGGUUUCCCGGUAGUUCAAGCGAACGUAGAAAGACAAAAUGGUUUCCCGGUAGUUCAAGCGAACGUAGAAAGACAAAAUGGUUUUCCAUUAGUUCAAGCGAAUGUAGAAAGGCAAAAUGGUUUUCCAGUAGUUCAAGCAAACGUAGAAAGACAAAAUGGUUUUCCAGUAGUUCAAGCGAAUGUAGAAAAGCUACAAAAUGGCUAUCAAGCAAAUGUAGAAAGACAACAAAACGGCUUUCCAGCGGGUUACAACGAUGCAAUUACCAUUGCACAGCCUAGUGCCCCGUUCAGAGGAAACGAUUUAAAACCUGACAAAAGUUACGUCAAAGAUUGGGUGCUAAAUAAGUAUGGAGAUGCAAUGAAUGAACAAAAGACGAAUUAUGCACAGUCUUGUAAUACCAUAAACACUAAACCUAACUUCCCUAUAGGUUUUACUAAUGCACUGCUAGAUACUGAGAAUGCAAAAAUGAAAGAAGCUAAUGUUGACGUUCGUAGAUCUAUUGGAUAUAACAAUAAUACGUUGCCGGAUCGUAAACAACAAACUGUACGUUUCAUGGAUGAAGCAUUGGCUGAACUACAACGAAUGUACAUUGAAAGACUGUCCAAGGAUCAGCAAGAAAAAAAUGAUAGCUUGCCAUAUGUGGCUGGUAAUGGUAACAGUGUCUCUAUCCAUAGCCGACAAAUGAUUGAAAAAUAUAUUAACGAUAUAAUGCCAAAAAGGCAGUUUAGGGAUGGUAAAGAUAGAGACAGUGAUUCUGAUGACGAGUUCUUGGAUACCACUACUUCAAUGCCUACAAUUGUACCGCGCAGAGGAUCUCUCACGUCGACUGGUACAGCUUCAACAGAAGCUCCCCCCCAUUCCACGAAACUGUCAAAAGAUAAUUGUGUAAUCAGUUAAUUAUAUAAGCAUGAAGGAAUAAGUAGUACAACAAGUAAGUAAUUUUAAUCUUAUGGCAAAAAUCUAUGGCUAUACUAUAAUAAUUAUAGUUUUUUGAUUAACUGAUUUAUAACAAAAUGAUUUAUCUCACGA
Megalopta genalis is the source of this 3935-nucleotide messenger RNA. RefSeq lists its product as uncharacterized. NCBI's taxonomy places the organism in Eukaryota, Metazoa, Arthropoda, Insecta, Hymenoptera, Halictidae. The record is from RefSeq and is a predicted model, not a curated record.